AUGCUCUCAGAAACCCACAAAGAGAACCGCGUCAAGUGUGCUCGGGAGUUUCUUCAGCAAUGUGCCGAGAAUACCGAAGAAUUUUUGGACUCUAUUGUAACGGGAGAUAAAACGUUGUGCCAUUACGUCACGCCGGAAACCAAACAACAGUCCAAACAAUGGCGCCAUUCCGAUUCGCCCAGACCGAAGAAAUUCAAGCAGACGCUCUCCGCAGGAAAAGUGAUGGCUACGGUUUUUUGGGACCGUAAAGGCGUCCUUCUCGUGGAUUUCAUGCCUACUGGGACCACCAUAAAUUCGGAAAAAUACUGCAAGACACUAAAGAAACUCAGAAGAGCCAUCCAAAAUCGCCGGAGAGGAAGACUCACGAAGGGCGUUAGGCUCCAUCACGACAAUGCGCGCCCACACGUCUCUCGCAACACCAAAGCCUUAAUCGAACAAUUUGGAUGGGAAAUCGUGGAGCAAGCUGCCUAUAGCCCUGAUCUUGCACCGAGCGAUUUCCACUUGUUCCCGAAAUUGAAGCAACACCUGGGUGGACAACGCUUCGCUACGGACGAAGAGGUCCAGAAUGCAGUCACCACGUACCUCAACGGGUUGGCGGCGGAGGUUUUAGAGGCAGGUUUUCAAAAGUGGAUUUCUCGACAGCAAAAAUGUGUAGAAAAAUUUGGCGACUAUGUAGAAAAGUAG
This is a messenger RNA of Anthonomus grandis grandis, 684 nucleotides long. RefSeq names its product histone-lysine N-methyltransferase SETMAR-like. The coding region runs from base 1 to 684 and encodes 227 amino acids. The transcript has a single exon. Gene Ontology annotation, molecular function: nucleic acid binding. Lineage: Eukaryota; Metazoa; Arthropoda; Insecta; Coleoptera; Curculionidae. The record is from RefSeq and is a predicted model, not a curated record.